GAGGCACUCCACCUGUCUUCACCUUUCUGGUCCUACUCUAGAUCUCGUCUCACUUUUUCUUCUUCAUUGCUCUCUUCGUCGUUUCUCUUUGCUUUCUAAUAACCGUCAUGCCUGGCCUUACUGUUCGCGAUGGUCGUCUCCUGGAUGAGACCUCCGACGCCAUUGAUGAAGUUAACGUCAUAAAAGGACAAAUCACGGCGGAAUGGAACUCGGAAUCAAACUUCGACGCCGAGAAGGACAAGACGCAGUUCCGACAGUACGAGACCGCGUGUGAUCGCGUUAAAGCAUUCUACAAGGAGCAGCAUGAGAAGCAGACCGUCGCGUUCAACCUGAAGGCGCGCGAAGAGUUCAAAAAGACCAAACGUGCGCGGAUGAGCGUUUGGAAAGCCAUUGAGCUGCUCAACACGCUCGUGGAUGACUCCGAUCCGGAUACGAGCGUCUCGCAGAUCGAGCAUCUUCUGCAAACGGCUGAGGCGAUUCGGAAGGAUGGGAAGCCCGAAUGGAUGCAGGUUACCGGUCUCGUUCAUGACCUCGGCAAGCUCCUUCACUUCUUUGGUUCAGAGGGACAAUGGGAUGUCGUGGGAGAUACAUUCGUUGUUGGCUGUGCCUUCUCGGAUAAGAUCAUCUACCCCGGCACCUUUGAGAAUAACCCGGACUCGCAUGAUCCCGUGUACUCGACAACGUAUGGAAUCUAUAAGCCGAAUUGUGGAUUGGAAAACGUGAUGCUUUCGUGGGGUCAUGAUGAGUAUUUGUAUAACGUAUUGAAGGAUCAGAGUUCGCUUCCGGAGGAAGGUCUCGCGAUGAUCCGAUACCACAGUUUCUACCCAUGGCACCGGGAGAACGCUUACACGUACCUAAUGAACGAAAAAGAUAAGAAGACACUCGAAGCUGUCCGUGCUUUCAACCCGUACGACCUCUACAGCAAAAACGACGAACAGUGCAACGUUGAGAAGUUGCGCCCUUACUACGAAGGCUUAAUCGCCAAAUUCUUCCCUCCCGAACUUGACUGGUAAUCGAUAACGAUAGAUUCAAAUUUCUAUUGUACACUUUCCUUCUGGAUAAUUGCUAGACUGCUUUCUCUUCGCUAUCAUAACUCCGCGGAUGGAUACCCCUCCAGUUCUAUAAUUCUCAUUUUAAAAUUUCUUAUAAAAAGUCGAGAGACUAUCAUCCAACUAAUUGUUGACAUAGAUUUUUAUCAUUAUUCUUUUAUCGAUUGCUUUAAA
Messenger RNA from Fomitiporia mediterranea MF3/22, 1223 nucleotides. Its product is annotated as DUF706-domain-containing protein. The coding region runs from base 108 to 1013 and encodes 301 amino acids. The transcript is spliced from 8 exons. Gene Ontology annotation, molecular function: iron ion binding; inositol oxygenase activity. Gene Ontology annotation, cellular component: cytoplasm. Gene Ontology annotation, biological process: inositol catabolic process. The record is from RefSeq and is a predicted model, not a curated record. NCBI's taxonomy places the organism in Eukaryota, Fungi, Basidiomycota, Agaricomycetes, Hymenochaetales, Hymenochaetaceae.